Tigriopus californicus is the source of this 3730-nucleotide messenger RNA. RefSeq names its product dosage compensation regulator-like (gene mle). Gene Ontology annotation, biological process: regulation of mRNA processing; positive regulation of transcription by RNA polymerase II. Gene Ontology annotation, cellular component: intracellular anatomical structure; ribonucleoprotein complex; nucleolus. NCBI's taxonomy places the organism in Eukaryota, Metazoa, Arthropoda, Copepoda, Harpacticoida, Harpacticidae. The transcript has a single exon. Bases 45 to 3641 code for a protein of 1198 amino acids. The record is from RefSeq and is a predicted model, not a curated record. Gene Ontology annotation, molecular function: 3'-5' DNA helicase activity; ATP binding; double-stranded RNA binding.
UUUAGGGAGUGCCAGGAGAACAAGGAGACCUUCAAUUUCCUAUCAUGUCGGAAGAGAGCAAAUCGUUCUUAUAUAGUUGGUUGGGGAAACGUAAGCAGGAACCUCCCCAGUACAACGUGAGGCAAUCUGGACCAAAGCACCGCCAACGGUUUCUUUGUGAAUUGACGGUCCCCACCUAUAACUACACCGCCUUUGGGAAUUCUACCAACAAAAAGGAUGCUCAAAGUAACGCGGCAAAAGACUUCUUGGUUUACUUAGUGCGACAAGGUUUAUUGGGGCAAUCUGAGAUUCCUCAAGAUUCUGGAAUCCAGACAUCAGCGUUCGCUGGUCCUUCAACGUCCUUGUUUGACGGAAGUGGGGGUGGAAGGCCGGGAUAUGAUCCUGGAUCGCUGGGUCAAGCGUACGUUCCCGUUGGUCAAGAGGAUCAAAAGCCCAACUUCAAAGAGCGAUUCGUUGAUCCAGUGGAACAGAAGAAGUUCCAAGAGGCGGAAGAUUUGGAUGUGAAUGCUGGCAUACAUGGAAACUGGACCUUGGAAAACUCCAAAUCCAUGUUGCACCAAUGGAUUCAGAGUAGUAGGAUCAAGGCGGACUACAAGUAUUCAAAUUUCGGACCCUCUCACAAUCAGAGCUUCAUCGCUGAAAUGAGUUUCUACGUUCCUCAAUUGAAGCGAAACGUUCACGCCAGAGAAAGUGGAUCCAACAAGCAAUCCGCCUCCAAAAGCUGUGCCCUGUCACUGGUUAGGCAACUGUUCCAUUUGGGAGUGAUCCCCGCAUUUUCAGGCACACUGAAGAAGAACCGCGACAUUCUAGAACUUCCAGCCUAUGAUGUUUGCAUUUCUGAAGAUUUGGCUUCGAAAGUGGAACACACCCUCAAAACCCUGGAUCUUGGCGCGGUGGACGUGGAAACCGCCACCAUUUCCGAAGGCGAAGUUCUAUCCUUGCUCCCAGAAGUGGAUGUGCUCGAAAUGGCGACGCAAGCCCCGGUGGCGGGAGUCAUUUCGUGGUGUCCCCCAGUUGAAAAUUGGCACCCUUGGAUGGGCUGCAACAUUGACGAAGGUCCCUUGGCUAACACCCCUCUAGACACUCUAAGUUCGGACAUGUUUAACGCUUGGUCUGAGCGACAAAAAACGGAUCCAGCCAUUCAGGAGUCCAUCGCUCAGAGAGGAUCUUUGCCGAUUUUCGAUCAAAAGAAUCACAUUGUGGCUAGCAUUGCAGACCAUCAAGUGAUUUUGAUCCGAGGAAGCACCGGAUGUGGAAAAACCACUCAGGUGUGCCAAUACAUUCUGGACGAAUACAUCAGUUCCGGACAAGGAGCUCAAUGCAACAUUGUGGUAACUCAACCCCGGAGGAUUUCGGCCGUGUCGGUGGCAGACCGUGUUUCUGUGGAGCGAUGUGAGCCCCUGGGUGAGAGUAUUGGAUACAGUGUACGAUUUGAGUCGAUGUUGCCCAGACCCUACGGAUCCGUGAUGUUCUGUACGGUGGGUGUGCUUUUGAGGAAACUUGAAGGCGGGCUCCGUGGCAUCUCGCAUGUCAUUGUCGAUGAAAUUCAUGAACGAGACGUGAACACGGAUUUUCUAUUGGUUGUCCUUCGGGACAUGGUCCACAACUACCCGGAUCUAAGAAUCGUUCUGAUGUCGGCGACCAUUGAUACAAGCCUAUUUUCCGCGUAUUUCGACAAUUGUCCAAUCAUUGAGGUGCCUGGGCGUUCCCAUUCCGUUAAGGAAUAUUACCUCGAGGAUUGCAUCGAGAUGACAAACUUCUGCUUGCCUGACAAUUUCAAAGCCAAGAAGAGGAACCAAGAUGAUGAGACUGGAGAUGACCGAGAUAUCGAGGACGCCGAUUUGAACAAAGUGUGCUCUGCGGAUUACAAACCCGUCACCCGAGACCUAAUGGCCAACCUGAGCGAACGUGAGAUCAGUUUCGAGCUCAUUGAAAGCCUUUUGAAGUACAUCAAAGGCAUGGGUGUUCCCGGGGCGGUUUUGGUGUUUUUACCCGGCUGGAACCUCAUUUUUGCGUUGCUGAAAUAUCUUCAACAGCAUCCCGAAUUUGGUGGAAACCAAUACAGAGUUUUGCCCUUACAUUCCCAACUUCCACGAGAAGAUCAAAAAGCCGUUUUCACGCGGCCUCCGGAAGGUGUCAUGAAGAUCAUUCUCUCCACCAAUAUUGCGGAGACCUCGAUCACCAUUGAUGAUGUGGUGUUUGUCAUUGACAGUUGCAAGGCCAAGAUGAAGUUGUUCACAUCCCAUAAUAACAUGACCAACUACGCCACUGUUUGGGCCAGUCGAAGCAACCUCCAACAAAGGAGAGGACGAGCGGGUCGGGUUCGUCCGGGAUUCGCGUUUCACUUGUGUUCCAAGGCCAGAUACUCGAAGCUAGAUGAGCACAUGACCCCCGAGAUGUUUCGAACCCCACUCCAUGAACUGGCUUUAUCCAUUAAACUACUCAAAUUGGGGAGUGUGGGCCAGUUUUUGUCCAAGGCCCUAGAACCCCCGCCCAUUGACGCCGUUAUCGAAGCCGAGGUUCUUCUGAGAGAGAUGAAAUGUCUGAACAAGGAUGACGAGCUGACGUCAUUGGGAAAAAUUCUUGCCAGACUGCCCAUUGAGCCCCGAGUGGGCAAGAUGCUGGUCCUGGGCGCGGCUCUCAAGUUUGGUGACGCCCUUUGCACCAUUGCCGCCCAAACUUCGGCUGGCACAGAAUUCUUCGUGACCGACAUGAGAGGUGGUCGUUUGAGCUUUCAGCAAAAGAAUUUCGCUGGAAAUCGCUUUUCCGACCAUCUUUGUGCCCUCAAUGCCUUCAACAAUUGGGAGGAUGCUCGAAUGGGGGGUGAAGUGGCAGAGGUCAAUUUUUGCGACCACAAAGGAUUGAACAUAUCAACUUUGCGAACCACUUGGGAAGCCAAGUCUCAACUCCGUGACUUACUGAUUGGCCAAGGGUUUCCCGAGGACUGUUUUGCCCAGCAAAACUUAAAUUUCCAUGCUCCAGAUCGGAAGCUGGACGUGGUGAUCGGUCUUAUGACCUUGGGUUUGUACCCCAACGUUUGCAUGCACAAGGAAAAACGCAAGGUCUUCACCACAGAAGCGAAGGAUGCCCUAAUCCAUAAAUCAUCCGUGAAUUUCACCAAGGACGCUUUCAAGUUCCCAAUACCGCUUUUUGUAUUUGGAGAAAAAAUACGAACCCGAGCUGUUUCGUGCAAACAAAUGACCAUGGUCAGUCCAAUCCAUUUGCUCAUGUUCGGAUCAAGAAAAGUGGACCUCCUUGCGAAUGGUCUAGUUCGAUUGGACAAUUGGAUCAACUUACGUAUUACACCCUACCACGCCUCGAUCGUCUUAGCCAUCCGCCCUGCUUUGGAAAAACUUAUUCUACGGAUUGCCGAUGAUCCGGAAUUAAUCACUCAAUUUCCUGAGGAUGACCAAGAGCUCCUGAACACCCUUGAAGAGUUAUGCGUGAUCAAUGCGGGUCGUAACGGGAUGGAGUCGGUUGAAAAUAGCGGAAGUAUGUUCACGAGCCGACCUCCUCGACCCUUUGCAGGUGGUGACGGUGGACCGCCGUCUAAGCGAUUUGCGGGCAACCGUGGUAAUGGCGGUUGGCGAGGCCAUGAUGCCCGAGGUCGAGGAUUCCAACGAGGACGAUUCAAUUAUUGAGUGAUUUUGAAGAUAUUUGUUCAGUUUGGUGUUGGCAAAUGUUGUGCCCUGGAUGUUUUUCUUCGUGUAAAUAUAACUAUUGUAAUGUA